AUGCCAGCAGGACCGAACAGAGAAGAUGAGGAGCAAUCGAUGGCCACGAAGUCCGGGUCUACCAGCCGGAAGGUACAGAAGCGGCCGUCACUCACGCAGCUGAAUGGGCGGCGAGCAGAGGAGGACAUGGUGCGGGCGACGAGCUUGAACGCGUACUCGUUGAAGCCGACCACGGUGCCCCCGUUUGCGUUGGACGCGCAGUUCAAGCGGCUGCGAGUGCGGGAUUCGCUCGGCGUGUCUGGGGAUAUGCUCGCGAAUGGCGGGCAGCGCUUCAAGGACCCGUUUUUGGUCUCGUACGACUCGCAGUGGAGCGAGUUCGUAAACGUAAUUGACGCGGAGGGCGGGCACGGCAAGCGGCACAAGGCAUCGCACGGGACGCACUCGCACAGCACGUUGAGCAGCACGUCGGACAGCAGCGGGCUCUCACCGCUGAAGAACGAGAAGUUGCGCGCGAUCACGGAGCACUCGCCGACGCGACGGGGGUCCAGCCAGAGCGUCCUCACGGACUUGGAGAGCAACUGGGGCGGCGAAGAGCGGCUCAACGCUAUCUUCGAGGCGCCCAUCCUCCACGACUAUGAGUUCAAGGACCAGAAGGACCGCAACGAGUGGACCAAGUACAUCAGCCAGCUCAAGCACUUUUACUACGGCAGCAUUUUUAAAAGCGGCGGCAGCUCGCGAGGGGGCAGCAACUCUGAGUCCGACGACGACGAUGAGGUGGGGCGCAUACAGGCCUUUGUCGAGCGGCACAAGCUCGAAUUCCGCCGGAAAAAGCUGUACUGGCUACAGUUCGAGCAGCGGAAAAAGCAGCAGUGGGGGCCGCAGAUGCGCCGCCUCCUCAUCGACAGCCAGUACUUGCCGCUCUCGUUCCGCCUCAUCAUUAUCAUGUUGACCUGCGUCGCCUUGGGCCUCGCGGUCCGCAUCUUCCAAAACUCGCACAAUCGCAUUGAGGACACCUCUCCACUCACCGUUCCGCAGCAGCCCAGCACCAUCAUGGCCAUUGUCGUGAACACCGUCGCCAUCGUAUAUUUGGCGUACAUCGCGUACGAUGAGUUUGCGGGCAAGCCCCUCGGGUUGCGAAAUCCGCUCGGCAAAAUGCGCUUGAUCCUCUUGGAUCUCCUCUUUAUCAUCUUUUCCAGCGCCAACCUCUCCCUAGCCUUCAACACCCUUUACGAUAAGACGUGGGUCUGCACAGGGCUCGAGGACUCCCCUAACAGGAUCCCGAAAAUAGACUACAUCUGCCGCAAGCAGCGCGCCCUAUCUGCAUUUCUCUUCUUGGUGGUUGUCAUGUGGGUCAUCACGUUCACCAUUAGCAUUCUAAGGGUAGUGGAACGGGUGAGUUCACUUUCACCCAGAUAA
Molecule: messenger RNA, 1356 nt
Organism: Eremothecium gossypii ATCC 10895
Lineage: Eukaryota; Fungi; Ascomycota; Saccharomycetes; Saccharomycetales; Saccharomycetaceae
Gene: SRF1
Product: phospholipase D regulator
Exons: 1
Coding region: 1-1356 (451 amino acids)
Biological process (GO): positive regulation of catalytic activity
Cellular component (GO): cell periphery; fungal-type vacuole
Source: RefSeq, marked provisional